AUGGUUAUGGAGAAUAGUACAAAACUAAUACCAACAUUAACGCCAACAUUCGAACAAUGGAAAUCAUUAGCAAUAUUUUUAACCCACCAUGAAACUAGUUUACAACGACGUUUUGGCGCUGUUAAAAUUCUUCCUCCUAGUCGAUGGGCUCCCUUAGUAAAAAAUCCAUAUGACAUACGACAUAUAAAACUGUACAUAAAACAAGAAAUAAUUCAUGCAUCUCAUCAAUCGGAUGUUUUUUAUAUUCAAAAUUCUGAAACACUUAAACGACGCUCCAUGACUUAUGAUGAAUUCAAAACAAUAGCUGAAAGUGAUCCAUAUCGUUUGAGCGAUACAGUCAAUGAUAAUGUUUUGGAUUAUUUUUGGUCUACAAUAUCGAAACGUGCAUCUUUGUAUGUACCGAAUGUUGAUGAUACUUUAUUUGCAAAACGAGAAACUGUUUUUAAUAUGACUGACUUAUCGUCAUUACUCAAAUAUUAUCCACAACGAAUUCCAGGCGUAACAACACCUGUAGUUCAUAUGGGCAUGUGGUCGAGCGCCGUUGGUAUUCAUAUAGAUGAAUAUGAUCUAAUAUCUUUAAAUUAUCUUCAUCAUGGUGCUGCAAAAAUUUGGUAUAUAAUACAUCCAUCGUGUUAUUCGAAAUUUGAAGAAUUAGUUAAUAAAUUAAAAUUAUUUUCUGAUAUAUCAUCAUCGUGUUUAUCACCACUUCAACAUAAAUCUCUUCUCAUAAAACCAUCAUUUCUUGAUUUACAUUCCAUAGAAUAUUAUCGAAUCGAGCAAAAACUUAAUGAACUAGUGGCUAUUUUUCCUGGUACAUAUCAUUGUUAUUUCGAUACAGGAUUUAAUUUAAGUGAAACAAUUAAAUAUGGUUUACCAUCAUGGUUGCAAUUUCAACGACGUAGUCCAAGACUUUGUUCAUGUAAAAUAUCAUCGUCAAUAUUUGUUAGUCUUAAUCGAAGAUUUUUUACUAAUGAAAUACUGAGUAAAUUUCAAACAGAGUAUUUAACAUCAACAUCAUCAACAUAUGUUGAUUUGGCAGCAGAUGAAGAUAAUAACGCGAAUAAUCAAUCGCUUGUUGAAAUGAACAUUAUACCGAAAUCUCCGGUUGAGAGCAAUAAUGCUGUUAUUCGAACAAAUGCAGAAACUGAAGCUGUACGAAUUGCUAGUCAUAUUAAUAUAUCAUUCGAUCAACUUGCCGAUCCACUGUAUUCAUCAUCAUCAUCAUCAACGAAUAGUAAUACACCGAUAUCACCUAAUCUACUAGCAACAAUCGAUACUCGUGCUGAUUUCGACAGUAUUGCCAAUAUAUUUGAAGAGAUUUUAGCACAAACAAAUUCAAAUUCAAUGCAUCAUGAUCAUCAUCCAACCUAUUUUCAUCCUUAUGAACGCUAUUCGCCUAUCGUUCGGACUCGUGCGCCAUCUGUACAUACAUCGUACUUGACACCAUAUACAUAUUCUGCUCUUCGUAUGUGCACUAGCACAAGACAUAUUAAACGUCGCCGAUGUUACGGAUGUCGUCAGCAAGGACAUUUGAGAAAAGAAUGCCCUUAUUUUCCUCAUAACUAA
Molecule: messenger RNA, 1566 nt
Organism: Rotaria socialis
Lineage: Eukaryota; Metazoa; Rotifera; Eurotatoria; Philodinida; Philodinidae
Source: the annotation of a GenBank genome assembly